UAUGAAGAACUGGCUUUGUCGGCAAUCCUUCAGACUGUUACCUUAGCUAGUUGCAUCAUAAGAAUGCCUGCGAAGAGUCAGGCUUAUUCAAAAAUGUUUUCCGACUACAGCGCUAGUUGCUUUGCAUAGCUAAAACAUUACCAUUGUUAUUCUUUAAAGAAUACAUAAUCGCUUGGUUGUUGGUCUGCAUGCCAAAUUGUGGUUGUAGGUGCUGUACUGGCGAGUUAGCUAGGGGCAAGUAGUUACACAGUAGCAUAAAGCAUUCAUUUAUCCAACUAGCUAGCUAAUGUAUCUAUUAUGUACAAUCGCAGCUUCUUUAAUUACAUUUUUGUUUUUAAAAUGGAUGAAGAUAAGGAGGCUGUGUAUGGAUUUGAAAAGACUAGACGGGAAAACCGUUCUUAUUACAGGAGGGAGUUCAGGCAUCGGCAAAGAAACCGCGAUUGCACUGGCAAUUCGAGGAGCCCGUGUUAUUAUCGCCUGUCGUGAUGAGGAGAAGGCCGAGAAGGCGGUCCGGGAAAUAAAGACUAUAAGCCAUACUAUAAACGUGCACCACAUGCACAUUGACCUGGCCAACAUGAGAUCCAUCCGAGACUUCUGCAAAACGUUCUUACAAAGAGAGAAGAGGCUUGAUAUCCUGAUCAAUAAUGCAGCAAUGCCCAGCGUUCUGGACUGGACGGAUGACAGUUUCAGCAUGUGCUUUGGUGUGAACCACCUGGGCCACUUCCUGCUGACCAACCUGCUUCUGGGUCGCCUGAAGGAGAGCGCCCCCAGCAGGGUCAUCACCCUCACCUGCUCAGCCUACAAGUACCAGAAACUGGACUUCCAGGACCUCAACUACAACCUCUUCCCCUUCUUCACCUACUGCCGGAGCAAGCUGGCCAACAUCUACUUCACCCAGGAGCUCGCCAGGAUGACAGAGGGGAAAGGAGUGACGGCCUACUGUGUGCACCCAGGUUAUGUGCAGAGCAGCUGGACCUGCCAUUACUCCCUCCUGUUCCGGGUGGUUAUGCAGGUGAUCAUGUUCAUGUUCUUCGUGUCCUGCGAGGCCGGCUCCCAGACGGUGGUCCACUGCGCCGUUUCGGAUGACGUGGUGCCUCUCAGCGGGGGUUACUUCACCGACUGCCGCCCGGCUGCCCUGCGACCCUUCGCCAAAGACUCCGGGGUGGCCAGGAAACUGUGGGAGGCCAGCGAGAGGCUGGUGAAACCAGCCGCUUGAAUGGCUGCUUCCGCAAGGAAAGUUCUGGAAGAUUUCCUUAUUUAUUUAUUUAAGGUCCCAUAUUGUACACCUUUCCAGUGUUUCAUUUUAGGUCCUGAUAUCAAUAAGAAAACGUUUGUGUGUUUAAGUACCAACAACAAUCUCUAUCCAGUUUUAGCAAUGAACCUUUUGAAGUGGUUAUGUCUACAAGGUGGUACUAAAGCAAAUGAGUGUAUUGUUGUGAUGUCACAACUUGCACAUUUGUACAUUUUAUUUAUACGGAUUGUGUGGAUGUUUUUGGGGACUGUGCGUUUUGAUACCUUUGUGUUUUUAUAGCACCUUCAUAAAUCCACAUAGCAAGGGAAAAGUUCCUUAAUUGUUCCUUUAAACAAAAAGCCCUUCCCCCUUUUACAAUAUUAAUUUCUCACUCCAAAGACAUUUGGGCCUCAGUCCAGUUGAAAGAUUCUGGUCUCAACUGUCCCUGCAUGAUAUUUCUGUAUGGAUGGGUGCUGUACACUCCUUUGGUAAAAAUGUUUGAUUGAACUGAGAUGAAAGACUCUUUUGGCUGUUUUAUUUUAUUGGCUUUCUUUUCUGGUUUUUAAUAUUUUUGAAUAGAUAUGUUGGCAAAACCCACUGAGGUAAUUAGAUAUGACUAGUAAGUACUAAGUUUUGUACAAAUAAAAUCGUGUGAAGGUGUCUGUUUGCAAGACAGCUAUGUUGAUCCACAGCCCCUCCGUGGUGGCAAUUCCUUGAAGGGACAGAAAAAUAAAAGCCAUCCAUUACACAUCAAUAA
Conger conger (European conger) is the source of this 1988-nucleotide messenger RNA. RefSeq lists its product as uncharacterized. Lineage: Eukaryota; Metazoa; Chordata; Actinopteri; Anguilliformes; Congridae. Bases 287 to 1216 code for a protein of 309 amino acids. The record is from RefSeq and is a predicted model, not a curated record. The transcript has 4 exons.